This is a messenger RNA of Meriones unguiculatus (Mongolian gerbil), 4745 nucleotides long. RefSeq names its product transmembrane protein 45A-like. Bases 273 to 1142 code for a protein of 289 amino acids. NCBI's taxonomy places the organism in Eukaryota, Metazoa, Chordata, Mammalia, Rodentia, Muridae. The record is from RefSeq and is a predicted model, not a curated record. The transcript is spliced from 7 exons.
UUCAACUUCCCAGCACAUCCAUUACUUCACUGGCAUUGGAGCCUACUUCUUUGGGUCUCCAUUAAAUAUAGAAGACUGGUGGAGAUACCCAGCCUCAUGGGACUGAGCAGCUACUAGAUUUUUGGACUUUCGUUCAGUUAGCCAUUGUUGGGUUAUCUGGACUGCAGCCUGAAAUUUCAGCUUUAAGAAAGAAAAAAAUCCACAAUUGUAGCUGUUUGUUCUUUUCGCUAUUGUGUUGAUUCUAAAGUGCUUGACUAUUGACAUCGAGCAAGAUGAAUGAUUCAGAAACAAGAACUGGCCCAGGACACCAAAGGGUCACUGGGGAUUUCGCAGGUCAUGCCCUUCCUGGACUCCUAUUCUUUAUCAUGGCUUUUUGGUGGAGUAUGAAGAGUAUUCUGAAGUAUGUUUGUAAGCAUCAAAAGAGAGCUUCCUUCCUUAUUACCAAAAAUUUUUUCACUCGAGUAGAAAUUUUGGAGGGAAUUGUGCUUAUUGGCAUGGCAGCAACAGGAAUAAUUGGACUGUUUUCUGUGCUUAAAAAUGGAGGUCGGUAUUCAGAUAAAGAAUACCGGCUGAUUCAAAUCCUGCACUGGCAUCACGUUGUCAUGUACAGCUUCUUUGCAUUGCUAGGUGUGACCAAGAUUUUAUGCUUCACCAUUAGUUCACUUCCAGUCUCUUUGGUCAAGUUAAUGUUGUCAAAUGCCUUCCUUGUGGAGGCUUUCAUUUUCUUCAACCACAAUCAUGGCCGGAUGUUGGUGGAGAGCUUUGCACAUCAACUAGUGAGCUUUGCUGGACUUUUGGCGGGACUGGUUGCCUUUAUAGAAUUUCUCUCCACAAAGAACAAUGUGGCUCUGGAGCUCAUGAGGUCAAGUUUUAUGAUGCUACAGGGGAUGUGGUUUCUUCAGCUUGCUUUUAUCCUGUUUCCCAAAGAUAGAGCUCAUGAUUGGAACCUGGAAGAUCCCAGUAAUGUAUCACUUUUCGCCGUGUACUUUGGUUUUUAUUAUGCAGUGACCUAUGUCAUCAUUGGAAUUAAUUACGUUCUUAUUACCUGGUUCAUUAAGUGGAGACUUAGCAAGUCCUGCCUCUCAGACGUUCAACUUCUGAAAUAUCACGAACAGCAAGAAGAACCAGAAGAUGAUAUGUGAUUUUUGUGCCAAUUACUUAAUUCUCCAAGAAGAAAAGUUCACCAGAAGUCAUCCUAAACUUUCUAAGUAAUGGGGAUGUUCCCCAGUGUGUAUACUUUACAAAGCUAUGAGACUAGGUAAGAAGACUUAUGGCAGUAUCUGUAAGAGAAAACUACCACAGCACUGAAUGCCACCGUAUACCUACCCCGUUAAAGCACGUGAAGGGUUAACACAUGAAAGACCUCUCUUGAUAUACUAGUAGCCAUCUUUACCUUAUAGGGCAAAGAUUUUUCUGGUGUGGUCCCUAUGAGGAAGUCCUCACCCAUAAUCUGUAAAUAAGACCAAUAAACUCACCGGUUUCCCCAGGGUACACUUUGGUGGAAUAGUACUUUGGUUUCCUUGGUUUGUUAUUCGGUGGCUUAUCAGAUGCUCUUUAUAUUUUCUCAGGGAAGAACAUUUAAUCUCUGAACACAAGCAAGAUGCAUGCCAGCGAGUUUUUAGAACAGCAAUUGGUUCUGUCUAAGAAUGUCAUUAGAUCCAGGGUUCUUCAUACUCUUGGUUGGCCAACAAAAAAAUUUGAUAGUAGGCUGAUUGGAACACAAACAAACAAACAAACAAAUAAGCAAGCAAACAAAGAUUUACCAUAGCUAAAGACAGCAAAAUUAGUCCCAAUACAAAAUUUAUUGCAUUGAGAGAGCUAUUAACACUCCAAAUAUAGGGUCAUACUAAUUUAUGACAGAGGUGAUUGAGAAGUCAAGAGUGGUAUAGCUGUAGUCCAUGAACACUUAUGAAGUGGGCAGCCCUGAUUGAGCUUGGGCUUGUUAUUUAUACUUUUUCCCUCUUUUUAUUUUAAAACUUCACUUUACAUUACAAUAACACCCUUCUUUCUUUCCCCCUGAGUCCCCUCGUAUAUACCCUCCCUCGUAAUCCCCUCCCUUCUUCUCCAAGGAUGGGAUAGCCCCCCCCACAAUGGGUACUAACCUGCCCUGGCACAUCAAGUUAUUGCAGGACUAGGAACAUCCUCUCCCACUUAGGCCAGGCAAGGCGGUAUAGUUAGGGGAAUGGGGUUCACAGCCAAGCAACUGAGUCUGGAACAGUCCCUACUCUAGUUGUUCAGGGGCCUAGGUUGCUAGUGGCUGCAAGAGCACCAAGCUGCACAUCUGCUACAUGUGUGUAGGGGCCUAGGUUUAGCCCAUGCAUGCUCCUUGGUUGAUGUUUCAGUCUCUGUGAGUUCCCAAGAGCCCAGAUUGGUUGACUCUGUUGGUCUUCUUGUGGAGUUCUUGUGCCUUUCAGGUUCCUUAAAUCUUCCCCCAACUCUCCCUCAAGUACUCUCAGAGCUCCAUCUAAUGUUUGACUGUGGGUCUCUGCAUUUGUUUCAAUCAUCUGCUGGGUGGAGCCUAUUGGAGGACAGUCAAGCUAGGCUCCUGUCUGAAAGCAUAGGAGAGUAUCAUUGAUAGUGUCAAGAAUUGGUUCACCCCAUGGGAUGAGUCUCAAUUUGGGUUAGUCAUUGGCUGGCCAUUUCCUCAGUCUCUGCUUCAAUUUUUAAAUCAAAAGUUUUGUGGGUUGAUUGGGUUCAUUAUCCACAGACUGGGAGUCCUGCCUGGCUGCUUCAGGCUCUAUGUCCUCCACUGCUAGGAGUCUCUGCUGGGCUCACCACCAUGAACGCCUUGGGGCCUCUCCUCCCCAUCCUGGGUCUCUGGCAUGUUCUAGAGAUGUUUCCUCCCCCACUCCCUGUUUUCCAUUCUCUCUCCUAGUCCUCUCUCCCCUACUCUUCCUAUACUUAUUCUCUCCCUCAUAUCUCCCAUUUCCCUCUGCAUACCCUCUACCCCCAGUUCCAUCUCUCCAACUACCUCAGAUGUCUAUUUUAUUUAUUUCUCCUUUUAAGUGUGAUUCAAGCAUUCUUUCUUGGACCCUCCUUGUUACUUAGGUCCUUUGGGUCUGUGAAAUGUAGCAUGGUUUUCCUAUACAUUAUGGCUGACAUCCACGUAUAAGUGAUACAUACCAUGCAUGUCCUUUUUGUGUCUGAGUUGUUUCUGAAGAAAGGAAUCGAAGAAGAUAUCAGAAGAUUGAAAGAUCUCCUGUGCUCAAAGAUUGGUAGGAUUAACAUAAUGAAAAUGGCCAUCCUGCCAAAUGCAAUCUACAGAUUCAAUGCAAUUCCCAUCAAAAUACCAACACAAUUUUUACAGACCUUAAAAGAAAAAUUUUCAACUUCAUAUGAAAAAACAAAAAACUAGAAUUGCCAAAACGAUUCUUUACAUCAACAGAUAGACUGGAGGUAUCUCCAUCCCUGAUCUCAAGCUGUACUACAGAGCAAUAGUAAUAAAAACUGAAUGGUAACUGACAUAGAAAUAGAAUGGUGGAUCAAUGCAAUUGAAUAGAAGACUCAGAAAUAAACCCACACUCCUACAGAUACUUGAGUUUUGACAAAGAAGCCAAAACCAUACAAUGGAAAAAAGAGAGCAUCAUCAACAAAGGGUUACCUCAUCAAGAUGAUAGUUUUAGUUCCAUCUAUUUGCCUGCAAAUUUUAUGAUGUACCCCCCUUUUUUCCCCAUGUAGGAUUCCAUUGUAAAUGCACCACAUUUUCUUUAUACGUUCUUUGGUUGUAGGAUAUCUGGGUGGUUUCUAGUUUCUGGUUCUAUUGAAUAAAUCUUCUAUGAACAUAGCUGAGCAAUUGUUCUUGUGGUAUGGUGGAGCAUCUUUUGGGUAUAUGCCCAAGAGUGGUAGAGCUGGGUCUUGAGGUAGUUAUUUUUAAUUUUCUGAGGAGCCACCAAACAUAUUUUUAUUAUUUUUCUAUGGAUAUUAUUUUGUUUUUCUUAGUACUAUCUUACCAUUUGAAAGAAAGGAAACUAAAUAAAAAUGAUCACUGAACAAAAGCAUACUGAAAACUUAGUGGAAAACUCAUGCAAAUUCAGAAAGUAUUUUCCAUGAUUAUCAUAGAAGAAUUAUCUUAUUUCAUGGUUGGCUGCCUGACAGGAACUCUGCUUUUUCAGAAUUUCACCGCUGCUUCUCACCUCAUCCAUUCUAGACCUUCAGGGUACCUUUACAUGCAGAUUCUCACGCCCUCUUUGCCUUCACAUUGGAAGACACUGACACGGCAACAGUCUCAGCUUACUUGGAUUGCCCUCACCCAGAAAGUCUGAGGUAGCUCUCACUUCUUCAUCAAGGCUCUGGCCAUUGACCUUCUCUUUUUAGACCUUAUGGUGCCACUUAUGAUGAAUUAGCUCACUAUAAUACCAUUUCAAGGUUAAAUUUACUAUCCCAGACGUAUCUUACAUACCACUUUCACAUAUGUAAUUUGUGAAAAAGCAUUGCUUUCAAAUGUAUGUGUGACUUUCUUCAUUUUUUAAAUCUUUUUCUUUUGUUUUAUUGUCUUUAUACUCAUAAAGAGAGAGAGCACACUGUGUUUGCUUUCAUAAUGUUGAGGGUGGUGGAAUGUGAUUAUGCCCUUGGGUAUUUAUAGCAGUUCAGAAUUAAAGGUUAUUUUUUCCCAUAGAAUUUUAUCUGACAAUUUUAUCAUCUUUGAUUGUAAAAGAAUGGCACUAAGUGAUUUAUGACAACCAAUGCCCACAUUGGUGACUUAAUGGGACAAAACUUCUAAAGCAUUUUCUGACUAUCAACAACAA